AUGAGCCUUGCGGGUGACUGCGAUGGAGUUCUGAAAGCUCUGGAGAAGGAACCCUUCACCCAGGAAGUGGCGGAGCGGCUCAUGAAGCACGAGGUUUUGCGCGAUCUGAGAGCAGGAGUUCUGCCCAAAGAGUCGGCAGAGCUCUUGCUGAAGACCCUCUUGCAUGAGCAGUACUUUGUGUGCAACAGCGAUCUCAGGACUCUCACGCACAGUUGUGAGCGCUACCAGCAUGUGGAGGGCUACAGAAAAUUCUUGGACUUCUUCCGAGCUGGCGAGGAGUUCGCCUUGGGUGAGCACCAGAAGAUGUGUUCCAUGCUGGGUCUCAGUGCCGAAAGUCUGGAAGACCAUGUUCCACAUCCCAAAUGCCAGGCCUAUCCCAGCUGCUUCUGCACCAUCCUCACGCUUCAUUCGCCGCUGGUGGCUGCUGCUGCCUUUCACGUGAAUUUUCCUGCUUGGGGCCAGAUGUGUGGGAUUUUGCGGGACAGCUUGAUCCUGCAUUAUGGCUAUCAGAAGGAGGACUUGGGUUUCCUGGACUUCUUUGCAGAGCCGAUCCCUCAGCUGCGAGAGAUGGUGGAGGAAGUCUUUAGCGCAGCGGGUGCAGAGGAAGUGAGCUAUGCCCAGUUGAGACGUUCCGUGCGGCUUCUACAGGACUACGAGCUACUCUUCUGGGAUGGCAUUUGGGAGCAGGUCAUUGCUCGAUCCAAUGGUGCAUCGGGGUCUGAUGGAGAGCGGCGCUGCCUGGUGAGUUGA
Durusdinium trenchii is the source of this 750-nucleotide messenger RNA. The record is from the annotation of a GenBank genome assembly. Lineage: Eukaryota; Dinophyceae; Suessiales; Symbiodiniaceae.